Messenger RNA from Ilex paraguariensis (yerba mate), 3434 nucleotides. NCBI's taxonomy places the organism in Eukaryota, Viridiplantae, Streptophyta, Magnoliopsida, Aquifoliales, Aquifoliaceae. The record is from the annotation of a GenBank genome assembly.
AUUUCUUAUCUUGUCUUGGGUAGCCUGUAGAGCCUUUUGGCAGUAGGAAGAGAGAGAGAGAGCCCCACACAGGCACACACACACACACCCUUCUCUUUUCUCUUGCUUUUCAUUUGCUGCAUUUGGCUGUGGAAUGCAAGAGUCCUUGAGUGGGGUUAGAGCUUUGUGGUUGGUGGAUCUGUUCUUCUUUGCUUAGCCCUGAAAUGGGUUUGUGAAUUUCUUCUUUUAUUCUAUCUGGGUUUUGGUAGUUUCAAAGUUCUGAGUGGUGGUUCUUGACUAUAUAGUCAGGCCUACAAUGGGUUUGGGAGUGAGUUCAGUUUGAGUCUUCAGUUUUGAAUAUUAUUUGUUCAUCUUGCAGUUCUGAAAUUUGCCUCUUGGAUUGAGUAAAUUUUGGGUUUUGUUUUUGGCCAUAGAUAGAUUAGCUCUUGUGAGUGAAUUGAGUUCAUUCAAGUGAGAACUAUGGCUCCAAAUGUUGAUUUUUCUAGGUGGUGGGCUAAGGAUGCAAGGAAGGGAACUCCAGUGGUAGUGACCAUGGAGAACCCAAAUUACUCUCUACUAGAAAUUGAUGGCCCUGAUGCUGCAUUCAGGCCAGUUGACAAAGACAGAGGCAAGAAUGCAAAACAAUUUACAUGGGUUUUGUUUCUCAGGGCUCAUCGAGCCGUCGGUUGCCUUGCGUGGCUCGGAAAUUUCCUCUGGGCAUUGCUUGGUGCCAUCAAGAAAAGAUUGAUUUUUGGGCAAGGAGUAACAAUGGAGAAUGAAAAAGCAGGCAAGGGAAAGUUAUUAUUUGGGCUAAUUCUUGCAUUGUUAGUGUCUGCUAUGGCAUUUCUGGCCUUCGAAGUUGUUGCCCACUUGAGAGGUUUGCAUUAUUUCCAGAACCACAAUUUGCACAUCCCACAAACUUUGGAGAUUCAAGGAUGGUUCCACACGGUCUAUGUUGCUUGGUUGGAAUUUCGUGUUGAUUACAUUGCACCACCAAUUCAAGCUCUUUCUCGUUUCUGUGUUGUUCUCUUCCUUAUUCAGUCUGCCGACAGGAUGAUACUUUGUCUAGGGUGCUUCUGGAUCAAGUACAAGAAAAUCAAGCCUAGAAUUGAUGGGAAUGUGUUUAAAUCAGAUGAUCUGGAAGGUGCAGUGUGUAAUUACCCUAUGGUCCUAGUUCAAAUUCCAAUGUGUAAUGAGAGAGAGGUAUAUGAGCAAUCUAUUUCUGCAGUAUGCCAGCUUGAUUGGCCUAAAGAUCGGUUGUUAAUUCAAGUUCUUGAUGACUCUAGUGAUGAGAGCAUUCAGUGGUUAAUAAAAGGAGAGGUGUCCAAAUGGAGUCAGAGGGGUGUUAACAUUAUAUAUCGGCAUCGAUUAGUUAGAACUGGUUAUAAGGCUGGGAAUCUGAAGUCUGCUAUGAAUUGUGAUUAUGUUAAGGCAUAUGAGUUCGUGGCCAUAUUUGAUGCCGAUUUUCAACCACAUCCAGACUUCCUUAAGCAGACAGUCCCUCAUUUUAAGGACAAUCCUGAAUUGGGCUUGGUGCAGGCUAGGUGGGGUUUUGUAAACAAGGAUGAGAAUCUGUUGACACGCCUCCAAAAUAUUAAUUUGUGCUUCCAUUUUGAGGUGGAACAGCAGGUUAACGGAGUCUUCCUCAAUUUCUUUGGUUUCAAUGGGACUGCUGGUGUCUGGAGAAUCAAAGCGCUUGAGGAUUCUGGGGGUUGGCUUGAGAGGACAACUGUAGAGGACAUGGACAUAGCUGUUCGUGCCCAUCUUCAUGGUUGGAAAUUCAUCUUCCUUAAUGAUGUGAAGGUCAUCUGUGAAGUUCCCGAGUCUUAUGAAGCUUACAAGAAGCAGCAACAUCGUUGGCACUCUGGUCCAAUGCAGCUUUUUCGUUUAUGCCUUCCAGCCAUCAUUACAUCUAAGAUAUCAUUUUGGAAGAAAGCAAACUUAAUACUACUAUUCUUUCUCUUGAGGAAGGUCAUCCUCCCAUUUUAUUCUUUCACGUUGUUCUGCAUCAUUCUUCCUCUAACCAUGUUUGUCCCAGAAGCCGAGCUACCUGCCUGGGUUAUUUGUUACGUUCCUGUGUUCAUUUCAUUCCUAAGCAUUCUUCCUGCACCAAGAUCCUUUCCGUUCAUCGCCCCUUACCUCUUAUUUGAGAAUACAAUGUCCGUGACAAAAUUCAAUGCCAUGGUAUCUGGAUUGUUCCAGUUGGGAAGCUCAUAUGAAUGGGUUGUCACCAAAAAGGCUGGUCGAGCAUCAGAGCCUGAUUUACUAGCUGCAGAAGAAAGGGAAUCUAAAGGCAUAAAUCGCCCACAGAUACUAAGAGGUGCCUCUGAUAGUGGCCUCUCCGAGCUCAACAAAUUGAAAGAACAUCAAGAAUCUUCUCCCAAGUCUCCUGUGAAAAAGACGAACAAGAUAUAUAAGAAAGAACUUGCCCUGGCUUUCUUAUUACUUACAGCUGCACUCAGGAGCCUGUUAUCGGCUCAAGGAGUACAUUUCUACUUCUUGCUGUUUCAAGGUGUGUCCUUCCUCCUUGUGGGUCUUGACUUAAUUGGCGAACAAGUGAGCUAAGUCUAUCUUGGAAAAGGGAAAAAAGAAAGAAUAUGUCAAUUCAAAAUAAAGGGAAAAACGAAUAUACUAGAAAAUUUGUCUAUAAACCCGGUUAGCAGCAGCAAGAUCAAUAUUGGCAUUCCCAUUUGGGCUGCCGAUCCUUUGCCUCAGGUGCUGCUGGUAAAAGUUAACCCACCCCCGUUUCAAAUGAGUUUUUCCCUCUCUUUCCACUCGAAAUUGCCCUAUAGAAUUCUUUACCUAUUUCUUUUUUGAUUGAUUGCCUUAAAUCUAGGGAUUUUUUUCUGGGACUAUUUAUGACAUAGCAACAUUAUAUUGUAAUUCUCAUAGUCAUAGAUCUUGUUCUUCCACUUCUGUACUACUACUACCACUAUGGAUUAUGUUUGCUGUUAUUCUGUGUAAUGGCCAGAGGUUCCUUUUCAUCUUUUACGUUUGUAUAUAUUCUUCCUUGGUGGUGUGAUUUGGUAUCUUAGCCAAUCUUGUCUUUAAAGAAACACCGAGGCUUUGGUGUUUUGGUGCCCCUGAAAUUUUCUUGGGUAAUGAUGUGUGUCCUACAUCUUUUACGAAGUCUUGCUUACCAAAUGUAUGUGGAUCGUUGUAUCUAGUAAAUCUUGUAAAUUUGCAUAAGCUAGUCAAGUUCCAAGGCUCUCUCUUGCACAUUUUUCGCCUUUUUUUUUAUCUGACGUUGAGUAUAUUGGUGUCUCUUUCAUGGAGAAUUUGGGAAGGUAAGAAAUAAUGUCGGCAGCCAUUGAGGACUGUAGAGUCAAGUUAGCGUCACGGUAUCAUCACCAAUGUGGUCACAGCCCAAUUCUAGACCUAAGAUUUAGAAGAGAAGGGUGGUCACCAGUGAGUCCCACACUUUCCCACUUGAUAUGAUCUGCUUGAGAAGAGCA